Messenger RNA from Vicia villosa (hairy vetch), 678 nucleotides. RefSeq lists its product as uncharacterized. The transcript has a single exon. Gene Ontology annotation, molecular function: nucleic acid binding; RNA-DNA hybrid ribonuclease activity. Lineage: Eukaryota; Viridiplantae; Streptophyta; Magnoliopsida; Fabales; Fabaceae. The record is from RefSeq and is a predicted model, not a curated record. Bases 1 to 678 code for a protein of 225 amino acids.
AUGCUGAAUAUUCAAUAUCUUUUCUUUUCCAUUUUGGACUGUUAUGUUGCGGUUGCUGGGUGUUGUUCUCCUCAAGCAGCAGAUGUCUUUACAGCUUGUAUUGUCAAUAUUUUCGUGCAAGUUUGGAAGGCUAGGAAUCUAUCCAGGUUUGAAGAUUUAACUACUCAUUGGAGAUCCUGCACUGUUCAUAUCAGUGCUCUUGCCAAGCUUGUGGGAAAUAACACCAAGAAAUCUUCUAAUUCUUUCAUGGCCAAUUUCACUCUUCUAAAGGGUUUUGGCAUUGCUAUUAAUCCAUCUCGCUCUAUUCGUUCCAUGGAAGUCUUAUGGUCGCCGCCUCCUUUGGGAUGGAUUACAGGGAACAUUGAUGGUGCGGCCACAGGAUGUCCAUCGAUUAGUUCUUGCGGGGGUAUUUUUAGAGAUUACAAGGGUGAUCAUUGUGGCAGCUUUUGUGCUUUUUUGGGUGAAGGGAAAGCGGAUUUUGCGGAAUUUUGUGCCGUUAUGGUAGCUAUUAAGAAGGCUUCAGAGUUUGGGUGGAAUAAGCUUUGGCUGGAAUCGGAUUGUAUUACGGUUGUGAAUGCGUUUUCUAACUCUAAUCUGGUGCCGUGGAAUAUCAAGUCUUGUUGGCUCAAGUGUCGUGCUUUCACGCUUAAUAUGGAUUUCAUGAUCACACAUAUAUAG